UUUUCUCAUCUCAGGGGGGAAGGGUGGUCCGAGGCCUCGGUGCGACCUCGCGCGGACUCUGGCUUCGGGCGCUCGUAGGCAGUUCUCAUCUCAGCGGAGAACUGUGGGGUUUUUUUCGCUCGAGAUCUCACUUCAUCCUCCCAACCACCUGCCGUCAGUGUCGUGUCCCAUUUUAAUGGUGAAACAGGCUCAGAGAGGAGAUAGGAAUCCGAAGUGGCGACCGGCGCAGGGGCAGGAGGAAGGAUAGAGUCCAUAUCUCGUUCUCUGCCCAGCGUGAAACCUGAGCAUGAGUCAGUCGCAGCAGUUAGCAGCUUCAUGGCUCCAACCCCCCUGAGAAAAUCACUUUGAAGUGAAUGCGGCAUUGGAUUUGGGGAAUUUCUUCUUGUUUCUAAAGAACUUAUGAGCCUGGCACAUAAACAGACGCGUCCAGGUUCCUCUGACCGCCGCCACCCCAGCAUUGCCUGUGUUCUCAGUAGCGCCAGGUUGCUUUUACAGGUGGUCCUGCUUGUAAUUCAGGCUGACAGGAAGAUCCUGGAGCUUUAGAUUUUGGGUGAAUAUUCCAACUGGUUUGGGUCAGGGUUUCUUGCAACAAAGCAGCUUUUGUGACGUAAGAAGGGGGUUCCAGGAGCAGGAAUCCCUGGUAGGACAGUCAGUUGGCCGAAGACUUCAGUACAGAUCCAGAGCCCAAGUGGAAGGGGCUCUUACUGCUCAGCCAGAAGCAAUUUGGGUCCUCCUGCCAGAACCACUGUCACAGGCAGACUGUCACAGACUGGGUGACGGUGGAUGCUUUGGGCCAACUUUCAGAAGAGGUGUAAGCUGUGGCUGGGUUAGGAGGGCAAGGCAAAAGGAACAAAAGAUACUGUUUCUUGGGGAGUUAUGAAAGCAUCGUGUGGAAGGAAGAGCUUACCAGCCACAGGGAAGGGAAUUACCUUCUUCAUCCCUUCACUGUUUCUGGGCUCUAAGCUGCGCCCACACUACACCACAACUAGAGAUACGCUGAUGCCUCUUCUGUACUGAUGUUAGAGAAUCAGAGGUGCUACUGCAUGACAGGUCUAUUUCUGCUUUACUUAAAAGACGGUGUGGGGAUAGUGUGGGCAGGAAGUGGGCGUAAAAUAUUAAGUGGUUACAGUCACACAUUUUAUUACGGCAGAAUCAAGAGCAGACAUUGAGUCUCUUGAUAGUUCAGACAGGUUUUUUAUGUUUUGACAACAGAUAAAUCAAAACCAGUUUUGUUUUGUUUUGUUUUGUUUUUGUCAAAAGAUACUUUUGAGAACCUGAAACCAAAUUAACAGGAAUUUUUUUUUUCCUUCCAAGAGAGACCAGUCCUUUAAAAUACCCCCUCCCCUUUUUCAGAGUCUUGUUGGGAUUUUCUGUUUUGUGAUGAACAUUACACAUUUUUGAUCUGUAUUUUUGCUCAGCAUCAGUUUUAAGGAAAGCAUUAUAUUCCAUUCCUUGGCUUUUCCUAAUUGGCUGAAUUAGUUUAAUGUGUUUACAUUUUUCUGGGUCAGCGCAUACAUUGUUAAUAAAUUAGCAGGAAACAAAUGUAUUUACAUUGAAAACUAGCGUGUCCAAGCACUGCGUAGUCAUACAGGGUCAUGCAUGGACACAGAGUGCUCCCUUCCUGACUGUUAACCUUUCUGCCCCUUCUCAAGGUGUCUUCCUUUCUGAGGUGUUUGCCAGGUACUAUGUGGUGUUUUUUGGCAGGUGACAUCUCUCAUGACCUUUCCUUCUUUCUCAGCUGUACCCUUACAGUUCUGCACUCUCUUCCAGGACCAGCAGAAAAUGAUCACAUCCCAGGGUAUUGCAUCCCUAAGCCAGAAGUGAUCCUCAAGCUGGAGCAAGGAGAGGAGCCAUGGAUAUUAGAGGAAGAAUCCUCAAGCCAGAGUGUCCCAGAAUUAAUUAAUAGCAGUAAAAACUAUUCAAGAAACAAGUUUGAUGAGUUUAACAAAGGUAGAAAAUGGCUCCAUGGUGACAAACAUGAAAGAACUCAUUCUGAAGAGAAACCUUAUGAAUGUAAUAAAAAUGGGAAUGGCCUCUUUCUUAAUGAAGACUCUGUUCAGCAUCAGAAAAUUCAAGUUUUGGAGCAACCUUUUGAAUACAAUGAAUGUAGGAAAGCUUUCCAUGAAAAUUCACUCUUCGUUAUACAUGAGAAACCUUACACAGGACAGAACACCUGUGAAUAUACUGAAUGUGGUAAAAACUUCUGUGAUAUGUCAUCUCUCAUUGCUCAUCAAAGAACACAUCCAGAAGAUAAUCACUAUGAAUUUAAUAAAUGUGGAGAAAAUUUCUUUGAGGAAUCCAUUCUCUUUGAACACAGUGUUCACCCUUUGAACCAGAAGUCAAACCUCGUUCAAAUUCAGAGAACCCACUCAAUUGACAAUAUAAUUGAAUAUAGUGAAUAUGGAAACUUUUUCAGUGAAAAGCUAAUCUUUGGUUUACAACAGAGCAUACACACAAGAGAAAAACCUUAUGAAUGUCAUGAAUGUGGAAAAACCUUCAACCAGAAGUCAGCCCACACAAGACAUCAGAGAACCCAUACGGGGGACAAAUCCUGUGAAUGUCAAGAAUGUGGGAAGACUUUCUACAAGAAUUCAGACCUCAUUAAACAUCAGAGAAUUCAUACAGGGGAGAAACCUUACGAAUGUCAGGAAUGUGGGAAAUCCUUCAGUGAAAAGUCAACUCUCACCCAGCAUCACAGGACACACACAGGAGAGAAACCAUAUGAAUGCCGUGAGUGUGGGAAAUCCUUCUCAUUUAAGUCAGUCCUUACUGUACAUCAGAAAACACACACAGGGGAGAAGCCCUAUGAGUGCUGUGAAUGUGGGAAAGCCUUUCUCCGAAAAUCAGACCUCAUUAAACAUCAGAGAACUCACACAGGGGAAAAGCCUUAUGAAUGUAACGCAUGUGGAAAAUCCUUCUCUGAGAAGUCAACUCUCACUAAACAUUUGAGAACUCACACAUGUGAGAAGCCCUAUGAAUGUGUUGAAUGUGGAAAAUUUUUCUGCUACUUCUCAGGUUUCACAGAACAUCAGAGGAGACACACAGGAGAGAAGCCUUUUGGAUGUAAUGAAUGUGGGAAAAACUUUCGUCAGAAGUCAGCCCUAAUUGUUCAUGAGAGAACUCACAUAAGACAGAAACCCUACGAAUGUAAUGAAUGUGGAAAAUCAUUUUGUGUGAAGUCCAAACUCAUUGCACAUCAUAGAAUACACACAGGGGAGAAACCCUAUGAAUGUAAUGUUUGUGGAAAAUCAUUCUAUGUGAAGUCAAAACUCACUGUACAUCAGAGAACACAUUUGAGGAGAAACUCUAUAAAUAUAAUAAAUGAGGGAAAUCACUCUGUUGAAGUCCAGAGUUUAUAGAACAAAGAACACAAAGCAGAGAGGAAAAUCUAUUAAUAUAAUGAUUUUGAGAACACCUUUGAUCUAAAAUCAGUUCUCACAAUACAGAGCAGAGAACUUCUAGAGGGGAGAAAAUCACAUGAAGAUAUUCUGGACAUUGGAAAAUUUUCUACUGGAAUUUGGACCAUACAGUAUACGAGAAAGCUCAGAGUGGAGAAAAACCUAUUGUUGAAUGAAUACAGGGCACCUUUUGCCCAAAGCCACACCUUACUAAACAUCAGAGAAAUCAAAUAGGGUAGAAACCUCUAUUAGCAUUUGUAGAGAAGCCUUUACUCACAAGCUGGAGGAAAUGCACAAGCUAUAGGAAAUUAUAGCAGAACAUUUACUAUGAGGUGGUAUUUUAUUGGGCUUGUGUGAAAUACUUGAAGUUGCAUCUCAGUGGAUAUCAGAUAGUAGUUACUAGAAAAAUACUUUUAAGUGAAUGGAAGCUUUAAGUUAAACUUAAGUUUAUCAUACAUCAGAGGUGUUCAAUUGCAGUGUCUAGCAAUGUAGGCAAUGUGGUUUUGAUUUUAGUACUUUGCCUUGUUAAAAUACAAUCUGGCCCAUUGCCCGGUGUGCUGUUCCUUUCAAUUUAAGGUUUUAGAUGAGACCUGGAGCCAGCGGUUGUAAACAAUUCAAAGAUUUAUUGCUCAGGCAUAUGCAAAACAAGGAAAGGUUUUUGCAGGGGACCCACCAACGAGAAGACUUUCUGAUGUCCAGGUGGAGAGAGAGAUCCUGGUCUUGGUGACAUACAUAGGACAGGAGCCUGCCAGCAGGGUUUUUAAAAUAAUUCUGGGGCAUACUAAUUUUGAGUGGCUUGUCCUGAAGUGGUGGAUUGAAGGGGCAAGGUAGGUUGCCUUGAAUGCAACUUACUAGCUGUAGCGGAAGUGGGUGAGUUUAGAACGUAGGUGGUGUCUGCCCUGCCAGUGUCUUAUCAGUUUGGCCAGCUGUCAUCCUGCUGUGAGUGACUUAUUGCACCCAACUUUAUUUCCCCACAUACUUACCACUUCUCACAUGUGAUACAAUGAUCUUUUAAAAGCAAAAAUUCACAUACAAACAUACACAUUGUCAAGUACGGAGCUUUAAAAAGCACAAAUAGAUCCUGCUACUCAGUAGGCUACAGUAGCUUUCAGCAGACCAGUGCUCUCACUAAGGACAACUAGAAAGGCAGUUCACAGAAAGUAUAUUUAAAUACAAUCUGUUGUUGGAAAGCAAAGAGGGCUGGUAUCGUAAAAUCCAGGAGGGGUGUGAAAGACAGUAAAUGGGGAAAUGUAACUGUUUUACCCGGGAGCACUUGCCAGUUCUGUCUACAGGGAGGAGCCUGAAUAUUCAGCUUGGCUCAGGCAGAGGGUUAUGACUUGGUGGCAGGGGAGGGGAGAUGUAGGGUGCAGGGAGACCAGAAACCAGAGCCCAGCAGAACUCUGGCAGUCAAGGCUGGAGUGAAAAUUUUUGAAACAUAGGAGACUUCAAACCCAUGGCCAGUUUCUCAGGAUUUUCAGAAGACUGACACAGGGCAGGAAUCUGAAAACCUAAGCUGAAAAACACAAUUAUUUUUUCUUCCAUUACUGAGGGAAGAGUGAAUAGAAUUCAGGAACUGCCAGCAGGCUGGGCCCUUGGUGAGCACAACAUGCUCUCAGUGACAGUGCAGGGUCAUAGCAGAGGUAGACUGUACUUUACCAAAUCUGCAAACAAUUCCUGACUCAUAUUUAAAAUAUCUCCCAGAAAGAAAACUCACAGGAACAGAUGACUUCACUCCAGUUAUUCCAAAUACUUAAAUAAUACCAAGCUUUUAUAAGCUCUUCCAGAGAAAGGAUGAGGGGGGUUUUCCUGUUCAUUUUAUGAGGCUAGUACAACAUUGAUACCAAAGCCUGUAAGAUAUUUCAGGAAAGUAAAGUUAUAUUCCACUAUCUUACAAAUAAUUUUAAAAAAUUCAGACAUAUCAAUGGAUAACCUGUCUUGACUAAAUGAUGUUAAUUAGAGGAAUCAAAGGAUGGAUUUAAUAUUUAAGAUUCAAUUGGUUUGGCCUUCUAUUCCCCUUCCUCUCAGACUCUACCUUCUCCCUUGUAAUUUGUACAUUUCUCUUCUGCUUUCCUGUCCUAGAGUGGGAGUCAGAACAGCCCUGACAUGGGGGAUGAGAAAGGUGUGGAGGUGAUGUGCCCCCUUGCAUCAGAAGUACUGAGGGCAGAUGGAAGACAUGUCAGCAGGGCUGAGGUGCUGGUAACACUGGGCAGAUAAGUAAAUGUACUGAGGCUGGUGAGAGCCAGGUUUCUCACUGUUGGAGACGGUAUCUGUAAAUACAGAAGGGGAAAGCUAGAAAACAACCUAAGGUGUUGGAAUGUAAUUCAUAUUUUAAGUACACAAAUUGAGUAGUGCUUGUGGGUGUGUGUUUGGAUCUGGGUGCUGAGAAGGCCUAAACACAGUGACACCCCCAUAGGGUUGAGCACACCAGGUGCCAGGUGGUUAAUUUUAAAUACUAUCCUCCCACCAAUAAAGACCAGGUCCCUGAAGUGAUGGCUUAUUGAAAGUCAGAGAUGGGGAGAAAUACAAGAUGAUCCUGAAUCAUCUUAGCUAUUAGAAAAUAAAAUGUCAAAGAAUUAUGGAGAUGUGUUAAAAGGACAAAAGAACCAUCUUGUACAGCUUCCACUGGCCAAGUUUGAGACAAUUUGAACAAAACAAAUGAACAGCAUCAUAAUGCAAGAGACAGAAUAGGAAUCCAUUAAUUUGUACUGAUAUAAAUACUUGAAUCCAUAAACAAAGGAAAGCUUUAUACAAUGCCAGCUAAUAAAUGUAGGAGGAACAAUGGCAAUAGAAAAACACAGUGUAACCGUCAUACUGGUGGUUGAUUCAGUACGUUGUUGACAACCCAGGCUAGAGUUUGUGGGCAGAGGUUUGAUGGACAGGAUGUUGGCAUAAUCUCCAAAUAUUUCCCCACAAAAUACUAAACAACUACAAAGGUGAAAAUUGUGAUUUUAUGAUAAACCUGGCAGACACCAGCAUUAUCAGAUGAUCAAAGUUCACUUCACCAGCGGCAGAGCACGUGUGUGGUACCCCCUGAUGAGAUGCACUGAGAAGACCCAGCGUCACUCGUGCUGUGUUACUGCUGAGGACGCGUGGCCAGAGUGUGCUCAUGAGGAAACAUUAGAUGAACCCACUUGAAAGGUUCUUUCACAGAAUGGAAAGCCUGUGUUCAAAGUGGCAAGGACAUAAAAGGAAAAGACGUCCAGAUUGAAGGAGGCUGAAGAUACUUGACAAGAAAACAAAAAGGAAAAAUAGAACAUUUGGCAUAAUUCAGAGUGUAUGGGUUGAAUGAUAGCGUCUAUUUCCUGACUUGGUUCAGUAGGUGAGUGUUUUUGUUUGGGGGAAAUACACCAGUAUUUAGGGGAAAUAGAGUCUCAUGUCUGCAGGUUGUUUUCAAAUACUUUAGAGAAAGAGGAAUGUGUGUGAGUGAGUGUAGAGGUAGGAGUGCAAGCAAGUGUGUGAGGGACAUGGAGGAAAUGCAGUGCACGGUUGGGGAAAUCUGAGUUUUUUGUACACUGCCUGUGACUUAAAGUCUGAAGUCAUUUCAAAGUAAAUGUGUGAACAUUUAAGUUAAUUGAUGUAGCCUAACACAUUAGUAGAAAAAGACAAGUGAAGCCACGUUAGAAUCUCAAUAGACAGAAAACAUUUAGAAACACUUUACAUAACUCCAUGAUUGAAAAAAAAAAAAAACUAAACUAGGAAUGAAAGGAAAUUUCAUUAAAAACAAAACUAGCAAAUAAAAACCAUACUAAGCAGAUAAAUACUGAACUGUUUCUUCCUGAUACUAAUAAUGAGACAAGAAGGCUUGUUACCACCAUUUGUAUUCAACAUUGGACUGAAAGCUCUUAUCUUGGUCAGGUCAGUAAGGCCAAAAAGAUAAAAAAAAAAAAAAAAAAAAAAGUGAAAAAACUGUUAAGGUGGAAGUAAAACUCAUUUCCCGGUGAUAUCAUUGUAUUCAUCAAAAAGUAAAAAAAAAAAAAAAAGAAUCUAUGGAGUUAUUAGAAAUAAGUGAAUUUAGCAAACUGACCAUAUAAAAAUCAUAUUUUUGUGUAUAACCAACAAAUAGAAAAAUUGAUACCAGGACAAUUGUAUCCUUUUUGGAUCGGGUAGCAUGGGCCAGACUUACCCUCCUGCCUAACAAAAUUGGGUAAAAUGAAACAAAAAUAAUUAUUUUCAAGUCACUGGAUGUCAGGCAAUAAAGGGCAGUGAUCCUUGGAGGUGAUGGGUAGGUUCACUAUAUUGUGAUGGUUACACAUUUCUAUCUGUUAAAUUGUAUCACAUUGUACAAUUCAAAUAUGUGCAUUUUAAAUACUGUGUCACAUUGCUGCUACAUUUAUAACAGGCCUAAAGCAGUUCUAGAAAUCUAAACACUGCAUCACAAAAUUGAGAAAAGACAAAAGGGACUUUUGAUGACUUUGAAGGCUGAUUUCUCCCAAGAUUGGUUGAGUUAGUGCUGCCCUAAUCACCAUUCAACAGCUAGUUUUGUUGUUGGAAAUCAGCAAGUCUGAAUGUAAAAUGUAUAUGCAGAUUCAGUGACCACCAACAGCUACGUCAAUCUGAAAAAGGCAAAGUCAUCAGUCUACAGGACUUAGAGGGCUAAAUAACAACUGUUACAGGCGCACCUCAGAGUCACUGUGGGCUUGGUUUUGGACCACUGCAAUAAAGUAAAUACCACAGUAAA
Molecule: messenger RNA, 8076 nt
Organism: Camelus dromedarius (Arabian camel)
Lineage: Eukaryota; Metazoa; Chordata; Mammalia; Artiodactyla; Camelidae
Gene: ZNF37A
Product: zinc finger protein 37A
Exons: 3
Coding region: 1686-3359 (557 amino acids)
Biological process (GO): regulation of transcription by RNA polymerase II
Cellular component (GO): nucleus
Molecular function (GO): RNA polymerase II transcription regulatory region sequence-specific DNA binding; DNA-binding transcription factor activity, RNA polymerase II-specific
Source: RefSeq, a predicted model, not a curated record